Messenger RNA from Odobenus rosmarus divergens (Pacific walrus), 1639 nucleotides. It is a transcript of the gene HDGF, whose product is annotated as hepatoma-derived growth factor. The record is from RefSeq and is a predicted model, not a curated record. Gene Ontology annotation, molecular function: double-stranded DNA binding; transcription coregulator activity. Gene Ontology annotation, cellular component: nucleus. Gene Ontology annotation, biological process: regulation of transcription by RNA polymerase II. NCBI's taxonomy places the organism in Eukaryota, Metazoa, Chordata, Mammalia, Carnivora, Odobenidae. The coding region runs from base 253 to 987 and encodes 244 amino acids. The transcript is spliced from 6 exons.
GGAGGGAGCAAUUGAAUUUCAAACACAAACAACCGCACGAGCGCGCAGCACCGCGCCGCUGCAUCCGCGCCCGCCCCGUCCGAGCGGCGCGGGCGCACAGCCGUGGCCGCGCCGGAGCUGGGGCCGGGGGCCGCCAUCGAGGCGGGGGCCGCGCGAGGGCCGGAGCGCGGCGGCGCCGCCACCGCCGCGCGCGCAAACUUGGGCUCACGCUCGCCGGCGCGGCGCGGAGCCCGGGGCGCCCGGAGCCCCGCCAUGUCGCGCUCCAACCGGCAGAAGGAGUACAAGUGCGGGGACCUGGUGUUCGCCAAGAUGAAGGGCUACCCGCACUGGCCGGCCCGGAUUGACGAGAUGCCUGAGGCUGCCGUGAAAUCCACAGCCAACAAGUACCAAGUCUUUUUCUUCGGGACCCAUGAGACGGCAUUCCUGGGCCCCAAAGACCUCUUCCCGUACGAGGAGUCCAAGGAGAAGUUCGGCAAGCCCAACAAGAGGAAAGGCUUCAGCGAGGGGCUGUGGGAGAUCGAGAACAACCCCACUGUCAAGGCCUCGGGCUACCAGUCCACCCCGAAGAAGAGCUCAGUGGACGAGCCCGAGCCCGAAGCCACAGAGGGGGAUGGCGACAGGAAGGGGAGCGCCGAGGGCAGCAGUGACGAGGAAGGGAAGCUGGUCAUCGACGAGCCGGCCAAGGAGAAGAACGAGAAGGGGGCACUGAAGAGGAGAGCGGGGGACGCGCUGGAGGACUCCCCUAAACGUCCCAAGGAGGCAGAAGACCCCGAAGGGGAGGAGAAGGAGGUAGCCCCCUUGGAGGGCGAGAGGCCCCUCCCCGUGGAGGUGGAGAAGAACAGCACCCCCUCUGAGCCCAGCUCUGGCCGGGGUCCUCCUCAGGAGGAGGAGGAGGAGGAGGAGGAAGAGGAGGAGGAGGAGGAGGAAGAAGAGGCUGCCAAGGAAGAUGCUGAGGCGCCAGGCAUCAGAGAUCAUGAGAGCCUGUAGCCACCAAUGUUUCAAGAGGAGCCCCCGCCCCGUUCCUGCUGCUGUCUGGGUGCUACUGGGGAAACUGGCCAUGGCCUGCAAACUGGGAACCCCUCCCCCCCUCCCCCCUGCUGUCCGCUUCCAUUGAUGCUCCCCACUCCAAGCCCAGCCCCUGGAGAUGGACCUGGAUGGGGCAGGCCACCUGGCCCUCACCUCCAUGUUCCCAACACCCCUGUGAUCUGAGUCAGGGUUCUGUCUUCUGCUUCAUGGGCUGAGAUGAGACCGUUGUGUCCCUCCCUGCCUGGAGCUGUUUCUGAGGGAUCUGCUGGGGCCUGGACUGGCUGUUUCCACCUCCUGACACCUCCUCCAUCCCCACCCCCCCGCAGCAUUCUGGACCUCUGGGUUAGCUGGGAUCAGAGGUAGGAGUGGAAAGGAUGGAGAAUAAACAGCAGGGGCGGCUUCUGGGCCUCAGAGGGGCAAUCUUCAAAUUGGGGAGGGGGGUGGGCAGGAGGAUGGCAUCUUGCACUCCUGUCCCUUCCUCCCGUACCUAUUACCCCAGCUGCCUAGAUUCAGGGAAAGUGGGACAGCUUGUGGGGGAGGGGCUCCCUUCCAUGAAUCCUUGAUGAUUAACAACACUCUUCUUCCUUUUGCUGACCCCAGGAGUUCUGGGAGU